AUGCUCUCCUUUCAUGUGAAACUAAAACCCUAUUUACAUAAGUUAACUACUUAUAUUCCGAGGGCCAUUGUAUAUUGUUUAUUACUAUGGUCUUUUUGGGUAUAUACUUGGACUAUUUGCAUUAAAACAGUUUCUAAUUUUUAUGGUAUUAUCCUAAUAUUUUUUGCCAGUAUUGGUUUUAUCAUUUCAUUUUGGUGUUACACUGCUACUACUUUUACAUUUCCUGGUUCUCCUCGGGGUAAUGAUGGCUAUGUUUGUAUUGAGUCGCGUAAUUAUUCAACUUUUAUCUCAGUAAAGCAAAAUGGUUCAGCCCGUUUUUGUAAUAAAUGUGAAAUUUUGAAACCUGAUCGUACGCAUCAUUGUUCUAUAUGCAAUUACUGUAUUCUUAAGAUGGACCAUCAUUGCCCAUGGCUUUCUAAUUGUAUAGGAUUUGCUAAUUAUAAACAGUUUCUUUUAUUUCUUAUUUAUAUUUCAAUAUAUUCGAUUUAUCUUUUUAUAUCAUCUUUGAUUAUUCUCUAUAAAUUUAUUAUACUUUUAAAUAUACCUUCAAAAAAUGUUAUACCAGUUAAUUGGAUGCUUUUGCUUGUUAUUUCAGGAGUAUUUAGUAUUGUUUUAGGAAUUUUUACAAUUUGGCAUAUUUUCUUAGUUUCUCGUAACCUUACUACUAUUGAAGCUCUUAAACAAACCUGUUAUAUUGGUAACUUAAAUAAUGAUGAUUCACGAUCAAAUUCCAAGAUUCGAAAUGCUUUUGAUCUUGGAUGGAAAAAAAACUGGAUUCAAGUUAUGGGUUCCAAUAAAUUCCUUUGGUUUUUUCCUAUUGUCAAUAAUCUUGGAACAGGUGAAUCAUUUCCAGUUAAUAACGAUAUAGCAAAAAAGUUAUAUGAAUAUUUUCACCACUCAAAAAAUAUUAUAUGA
This is a messenger RNA of Pneumocystis murina B123, 915 nucleotides long. RefSeq lists its product as hypothetical. The record is from RefSeq and is a predicted model, not a curated record. Gene Ontology annotation, molecular function: palmitoyltransferase activity. The transcript has 7 exons. Lineage: Eukaryota; Fungi; Ascomycota; Pneumocystomycetes; Pneumocystales; Pneumocystaceae. The coding region runs from base 1 to 915 and encodes 304 amino acids.